This is a messenger RNA of Acanthaster planci (crown-of-thorns starfish), 8762 nucleotides long. RefSeq names its product phospholipid transfer protein C2CD2L-like. The record is from RefSeq and is a predicted model, not a curated record. Lineage: Eukaryota; Metazoa; Echinodermata; Asteroidea; Valvatida; Acanthasteridae.
AAAAUAGAACCAGACUGAGAUGAUAAAAACCGCGGAGGCCAGUUAAAAGACCCUUUAUGCUGCUGUUUAUUUGUACCGGUAUCAAUAUACACAACGCGCGUGCUGCUGUAUGUAAUUUAUGCUGCUAGCUGUACACGUACACUGGGCUGCAUGCCGUAUGUCCACAUCGACCAUCAGCGGAGCGCAUCUCUCAUGCCAUAUUAUAAACUGACUGGAAUGUCAAGCUCGCGACGUCUUUGCAAGGUUUUUUUUUUCUUCACCAACAAAAGCUCAUCAAAAAUGCCAGUGUGACAGCUCCAAGGCCUGAAGACGUCUCCCCGGGAUAUUAAACGAUCUCCCCGUGUAUACAGUUUCAUCUGAGCGGUUUGUUGUUUUGGCCAAAUAUGUCAUCCGAGCAAGGAGCAGAUACUCACAGCGACGACCUCGGCCGGCAUGUGUGGACGCACGGCAGUGAAUGGCUCAACAAAAUGGCCGGCCUGACGGCGUACUUUCUGGCGGCGCUCCAGUCGGGAGAAAUCGACAUUUUGAACGUUCUGCUCAUCUUUUGGUUUGUGCUGGCGGGGCUGGUGGUAGCCACGGUGUCAUGGUACGACUCCAUGAGGAGAACCAAGGGCCAGAAAGUUGCUGCGGGUGGCAGGGAAGGCGGGGACGGGGCCGCCCGCGGAAGUCCGGGAAGGGCCGGCCGGAGCGAGGCAUCACCGGGCCUGUCGCCCGGCGCAACCGGGGACGCUGGUGCCGAGACGUGCCGGUGGUUGAACUCGGUCGUUGCUUGGAUGUAUAUGCACCAGUCGCAGGCACCUGGACAGUUAUUAACAGCCUGGUUAAAGGCACUAAAUGAGCAGACAAGAAAAAGAGGGAGUUCUGUUCAGGUGACAUUUGACCGGCUGAAGGCAGGCAGCCUACCUCCUAAAUUUAGUGCAAUCCGAGCUGAGGCUGGCCCCAGAGAUCUGCUGACUGUCACAUGCCAAGUAGAGGCCACUGGUGUGGCAUUUGUCAUCUUUGCCACCCAGCAGACAGCCAGCAGCGUCAAGCUUUCGACCUGCGAUGUGGCGAUCGAGAAACUGAUUGGGAAGCUCCAAUUACAGGUGCAAUGUAAAGUGCAGUGCCUCUCGGACGAGCUGCUGCAGGUCAAUGCGGCGUUCGAGAGCAAGCCAGAUCUGUCUCUGACCGUCCGACCGCAGACGUCUAGCAAGAACGACCCGGUGGAUUUGCUGCUGGUCGAGGAGAUUGUCCGUGGGGCCAUCAUGGGGGCAAUGACCUGCGUUGACCUCUCCACCAAAACGGUACCCCGAGAGGUACUGACACCCACAAUUGGCCCCAUCAGUAUGUCGCAGCGUUCGGCGUUCCAUCAGCCCCCAACGAAUGCCAACGUACGGAACAAGCCAAUGACUAGUACGCCAAUGGGUCGCACGCUGACCCCUGCUGAUCGAAGGCUGUUGGUCAAAGUCAUCAAAGCCAAUGGAUUACGUGAGAGGGACGGUACAAGCGCCAGCGACCCUUACUGCGUGGUGACCAUUGACCAACCGAGCCAGAAGCACAAGACCAACAUCAUCCGCAAUACGGUCAACCCGUUCUGGGACGAGCAUUUCUUAUUUGAGCUGAACAAUUACUCCAGUGAGCUGAGGUUCGAAGUCUUUGACAGGGACAGGAUGCUGAGAGACGAGUUUCUUGGGGAGGCAGUGAUUUGUCUGGACUCGCUGGAGCGUAACCCGAGCAGCCGACAGAUCAUCCCCCUGCAGGGCCGGUUGAGCGAGAGUGAUAACAUCAAGGGAUCCCUCACGGUGGAGUUCGUGUUCUCAUUGUCGCCUGAGGAGACUGAGUCCGAAAUGUUGAAGAGGUUUGUGUAUUGUCCUCCGGAGUUGUCGCCAGAACCUUCUCCUAAGGAACGGUUCCUUUUCCCCGGAGAUCGAGGCUGGGAGGCCGAUGAAAGGUUCCUGUUCAUGGAGCCUGCUGACCAGGUAUGGAUGGACACCAGCGGGUACAAGCCCCGACAGCAGGCCUCUCCCACCAAGCGGGUGGAGACACAGCGUACCGUGGCCCCCGAUGGCACCAUCAUCACCACGGUGACCACUACCACUGCCCGACCCAAGCAGAUACCCGACCGGCGGGGACUGGGCAACGAAAUGCCGACCAGGGUCCUGACAACAUCCUCAGUACUCCCAGAGCCCCAGAUGGCUACCUUCACUGCUGCCCCGCCAGCCAACAUGGUGGAAAUACCGGCAGAGCAGCGACACAGUAACAGCUCAACCAUGACUGAUCCAGAAAUGAUGAUGGUUUCUGGUGGGCCGCACUCAGUGGCAGAGACCGCCAUCAAGCACCUGUCAGAGACCUCCAAGGAUGAUCGGCCUCGGACACCAACCAAGAAGAGCACGCUCAUCAUCCACGGUGUGGCACAGGAGACUGGCGGUGAGAAGACACCAACAGAGGACUUUCUCAUGACAGAUGACCCGCUGGGUCCCAAGGAAGGCGAGAGCAUGAAGAGAGAUGCCUCUCCCAGGGGUAGCAAACGCCGCUUCUUCAACUUCAAGAAGAAGGACAAGAGGCAGAGCAGUAUCGACGACACGUCAGUAAAUGGCUCCGAGGCACCGGGCAGCGAGGCCCGCAAGGGCAGCGAUUCGCGCAAAGGCGGCGAUUCGCGCAAAGGCAGCGAUUCGCGCAAGACCAGGUCCAACACACUGGACGUCCCCAGCAGCGGUAGGAGCAGAGAGUCGUCACCAAGUCGCAUGAAGAAGCGGGUCUUCAGCUUCUUGAAGAAGGACAAGAAGGACAAAAGCCGCCCCUACAGCUCCAGUACUGAUCUCCAGAAUGGGGCGGAGCUGCACCCGGGCGGGGAGUCACCCUCCCCGACCACGCCCAGCAGCACGGGCAGCGGCAGCCUGUCAGUGCCCAGCGGGGGACGGUCCUCCAGCACGGGGGAUCUCAAGACGGGCCGAGCCACGGAGGAACAGAGGAGGUUAUCGGCAGACGCCAGGCAGCAGGGCAAGGAGAAAGGGAUCGGUUCGCCUGUCUGACAGGGAGAUGAGUAGAACUCCUGGAGUGCAGUGGAUGCCACGUUUGGAUGGUUUGAGGAGCCCGUACAUGUACAUUGCCAGUUGAGCUGUGAGUAGACACACUAACAGUUCUGACUAGUUGGAAACAAACCGAUCACCUCGGACAAGCAAUAACAAGUAACACAGCCUUGUACAGUGCGCUUCUGUGCUACUGUGGAUACGUAACAGUCACUGAGACGUAUUUUGCUGAGAGUGUUGCCGGCGAGAGUGGAACCUCGGACCGUCUGACAUUUUGUAGGUUGUGUGUAGUGCAACAUUGCCGUGCAAUUCAUCACUUUGUAGAUUCAAAGGUAGUGGAAAGAAUUCCCUUUUUUUUGUAUUUCAAUCACCAAUUUGGAGAUGGUAUCACUGUCAAAUUUUAGAUGAAAGAUAUAUCUGCUGUUCACUGAAAGUGUGGAUUCGAACAGCGGAUCAGGGGAAUGCAAGUUUAGAGUUGUAGUUAUAUAUCAAAUAUCUGAUCUAAAUUUCUGACUUCGUCCAUUAAUAUUGUAAGCCUUUUUAGUGAGAUAUAUACUGUAUAGACUCUGAAGAGGUGUCAGGUGUUUUGUAUUUGUAGUUUGUAGUUAUACUGGGUUUGGUUCGAACCAGCUACCAGCAGAUUUGCAGUACUAUCCAAACAAGCAAGGCAAAAUGUUUUGGGGAACUGUUCCCUCAAAACCUUUUCAGUUAAACUGUGUGGGAAUUUUUUUUUUGGGGGGGGGGAUUAGGAGAACUUGCAACCAGCAGGUUGUAGAUGAGCUUGGAAGCUUUUUCAUGAUGGAGGUGGCAAAUUAAGUCAAAAAAAGUGCUCUUCGUAGGAUCCUGAGUUAGCAUCCUCUCCACAGCUCACCGCCUCCAGACACCAUAUAAGCUGCUUCAUCAAUGGACCCCUUUGCAUUCUCCUGAUGAUGGACAGAGCAUACUGUCCGAAACGUUGAGUACAAGCCAGUUCGUUUCAGAACCACACAUUCUCACUAAAGAGAUAUCCACGGCAAACCUUUUGCUUAACCACUCAACGCCGGAUUACAUAUAAACACACAAAAUUUUCCUUAUUUGCUCCACGUAGGACAUUUACACUCAUUUAAGAAUUCUUCUUUCAAUCCCCGGGGUUGACGCAUUAACGCGUCGUGCUUGGUUGGGUCAAGCACAGAAGAUGAUCCUACACGUGUAUACUGCUACUAAGUGGUCCCACUCCCAACCAACAAUAAAAUGAAAAUGCCUUUCUGGAGUAAUUGGAAUUGAAUUGGGAUCCUCUCCAUACACAAAAGAGCUAUAUGUUUGGGUCAGCGGAUUUGCUAGGGAGUGAAACCACACUUUAUACAAAAGAGAUAAGGUUACAAAAUCCCAGCUAGCCAUGACUAGCAACUCCUUGGUAUUGAAACAAUUGCCCAAAACACACACGGCCACGGGUGAUGCCUGUGUACGCUGUUGACUUUUUGACACGUGAACACGCGCCACAAGUUUCACCAGGGCAAUUGACAAAAUGGGGAAAAGAGUGAAAGUGCUGAUGGGGAAGUCAUGAGCGGGUAAGAAAAUCCGACGUUAACUGGUGAAAGAGUCAAGGAUCCACUAGCUUACGGGAAGUUUCCCAGUUAGGUCAGAAUUGAGCGCAGAAUUCCUGUUCUUCCCUCUUCCCCCCCCCAAAAAAAGUUGGGAUUUCACCCCAUUCAGAAAAUGCUUACGCUCCAACUAAACACAGAUGUUCUUUUUGACUGCUUGAAAAAAGAAUGACAGAUCACAGACUGUGUUACCGUUGCCCCCACAGAUUCCUGAGCAGUUCAUCUGCUCUGCUCAUUCAAAAGUGGAGACCGUCCAACCUUGGUGUGCAUUUAUUUUGACCUGGCCAUUGCCAAGUUGAUGGGAUGGUUGAGUUAGGAGAGUGGAGACCCAGUUGUGGGUCGUGGCGAGCCUCGGUGUGGCCCCCGCAACAAGGGAAAACACAUAUCUAAACAUGUACGUGCAUGCCCGUUUGGGAAUACUGAUCCAGUUCAUUACUUAUAAGAAGCAUGCGUUCACUUGUAGUGAAUGCGACUCCCUUGUGUUGAAAAAAAAAACACAGUUAGCAUUAGUCCGUUUCUGUAGGUUACAGGUGUUUGCUGCUUCAAGCCGAAAUUGUGCCAUGUACAUGUACGAAGUGGCACGCAGGCUAUGAUUGGAGUGAAAUCGACCGAGUGAAUUUCUGUUUAUACACGGAAGUUGAUUAAUCCCAACAGUCAUCAGUCCUUCACCUGUUGGAGGAUGGAGGCCCGUUACGGUUUAUAUUUUCAAUCAGAAAAAGUGCUGAAGUCUAUGGGGGAUAAAAACUGGUUGAGCAUAACGUACCUGUCCCUAGUUUAACACCAGCAGCUGCCUUCAUGCUGAUCCUCUCAUAAAACAGAUUUUGCGAUUUCCAAGGCAUAACCAUUGCGGAAACACAGCCAAAAUGACUGGUCGUAGCCAUUAUUUGGGGGGGGGGUGUUUGCUGCUAACUGCAUCUUAUGUCACAGUUUGUAUGCACGUACAUGAAUGCGUGCACGCAGUCCAACUUCAGCUAAUCCCUACCAGUGGACAUGCGUGUGUUUGCGUUGCUCUCACUGACACUGAAUAACUGUGCUUUCCCGUGAGAUUACGCACACUUAAAUGUGAUCUAUGUUAACUUGUCAUUGAUUUUGAACCCAAGAAUGUUUGUGUUUGUGUCACAGAAGUCCUGAGUGGCUUUUCUGCAAAUUGUUAACAUCUCACACGUUAUCUACCCAGAAAAAUUGACGUUUGUAAAAAGCAUCCUCAGGAACCGAAAUGUGAAAACAACAAUAAUCAGGAAGUUGAUUUCCACAAGAUCCGUUCAGGUCCGUGAUUGGAUAUGCAAGAUUAAAUCACUUCCUAUAUAAUGUAUAAACCGCAUCUUUCAGAGUGGGAAGGAAAAUGACAUUGUUGUAUCUGAACCCAUCACCAGUCAAAAAGAGAAGGUCUGGAAAUGAGGGGAAAAAAAGUCCAUUCAAUGAGUGGCACCUGUAGUAGUGUGUCACUUUUUAAAAGGUCCUAUAAAGCUGUCCUUGUUAGAAUCCAAACCUGGACUGAGCUAGAAGUUGAAAUUGAAAUUUAUUUUUAAGAAGUAUAUCUGACGCUGUAUAAAAUAAACUCAUUACCAAGUUUUCAGGAAUGUUUUUAAUCUACGUGUAAACUCCAUAUUUUUGCAUUUUUCAAGGAAGACAAAUGUUUUGUAUACUGCAGAUUGAUUGUUGAUAAAUUACUGCCAUACUUUGACAAGAAAUUGGCAUAAAAAAUGCCAACAGUUUGAGAAAAAGUGUGUUUAGUCAUCGAUGUGUAACUGUGGUGCCAUAAUAUCUCCAAUUAGACCGUUGAAAAGUUGUACAGUUGUUUCUUUUUCUCCCUUCGGUAAAGAUCUUAAAACCUGCAAUUAUUUAAAACUGUGGUUUGGAACCGCAGUAUAAGUAAGAUAUUUUGUCAUUCUCUUUGUCGUCCUACAUUAGAGUAUGUAGAAGGAAUUUAUGUCUAGAAUGUUUUGGUAACAGGUGUUUUCUUGUUAAUCCAGUGGAUGUCUGAUUGUGGUAUUCAUUACCAGCUACACUGUAUGCCGUAGUUUGUAAUCGGCUUACAGUGAGCCCAACCCUUGACGGCAUUUUCACCCUUUUUAACCCUUGAGCUGGUGUGGUUGAGAGACCAGACUAGCAGCAUACUAAAAUGUUUCCCUAGUCUAGUCUCCGCACUGACAAAUGAAGAGAUGCGGACGUCAUUGCCGAACAGUUCUCGGUGAUGUGUAGCUAUACGGAAAUGCAUUAUCAAGACCUACACAAACAUAAAUGUUGCAAGUCCGUAAAGUUGGACCAUGUUCAGCUUUGCCAACUGUCUGCGUCAAAUCGUCAACGCUCAUGUAGGCCCAUGCAAACAUGAUGGGCAUACAACAAUAUAAAUGCCCCUCUUGCAUGAGUACUAAAAUUGUCAGAGAACUAGCUGGCUGUAUAUGAAAUUCUUGUACACCAAACUGAAGUUGCGUUCAGCUCCAAGAAAUAUUACAGCCACCUGCCAAAGGCAUUUCUGAUGAAAUGUUUCUGUUUCAGAUGCCAUUUUGUGUCAGUUUGUAUGUUUUUUCAUACAUUCUUUUCUGCACCUGUCUGCCUGUUGGCAUCUCGAAUGCUGUUGACAGUGGAGACUUGAGGAGACAACCAGAACAAAUGUAGAGUGCGGUGAAGCUUGGUUAAGGGUCCAGCUGCUUGUUUGGAGUCUACCACAUAAAACACUGCAGAAGGUUUUGAAAGGCAUACCCCACUGCACAUUGUCACUGGAUGACUGUUAUGUAGAGAUCUGAAGAAGCCAACUUUAAAGGGUUUUGAAGGGUCAAGGCCGAUUGACAAAUCGGCCAUAUAGAUUGGGCUUUGUUUACUAAUGUGAAUUGUAUUGUGUCGUGACAACCUCGGGUGUAAUUUUAUCAAAGGUGCGUUCAGUAAAAUGCAAAGAAAUAGCCAGUUGUGUUGUCUUUUUUUCACAUAUGGAGUUUCUAUUUUCUUGGUGAAUAAAUCUGUUGCGCUGUCAUUGUGGCGUCAGCAUUAGCUCAGUGCAAAAUUGUGACUGGCUCUGCAAAAAUGGCCCUUGGGCUUUUGUGUGACAAAUUGAUUUGAAGAGAUGCCCACGGAUACAGAGGCAUUUUAAGAAGGAUUAAAUUUGUGUAUUUUUUACCUCUGUUGCUCAUUCGGUUUCCGAGAUACAGUAAAAUUUAGAAUUGAUCUCUGGCAGGUGUACGGAAUGGUCCGUUACAUAAAGAGGCAUAGCAUGACUUUUGUACUUCCAGUGACAUUCUGUAUUCUGGAUAUCUCUUAUUUCUACUUGUUUGAAAAUUGGUUUUUUUUUUUAAUCUGGAAAGUACUUUCAUUUCUAAGGAGUCAAACAUUAAAUUGUUCUUGAGCAGUGAAAAUAAGAAAAUUUAUACAAAAUGCACUGUAGUUGUGUAUUUUAGCAACAGUUAGGGCUUCUGUUUAUAUUUUGUUUUCUGCCAUUACAGGUUGAAAUGGGGUUGUUUGGAGGCGAAGGGCAUAUCCAUGUAUGCUUUAGGUUCAUAUUGCGUGCAAUUGUGACUAUAGUCUUAAUGCCUUGGGUGAAUUAUAAACCAUUUUACAAUGUUUUUCUGUAACUUAUGUUCUGCCCAUUCUUCUCGGAACUCUCUUCCAUAUGAGUUGCUUGUAGGGGAUGUUCAACUGUGGGUUUUCUGAUUUGAAUAGCAUUCAUUUUGUGUGAACGCAUCAUUACAUUAACAUUGUGAAAUGUUAGACAAACAAUUGUGUAAUUAUAGUCUAUUUGAACAAACUCCAUCAUAAACAUGAAGUACACUUAUACAAACAAACUUGUACAAACAUGAGUUUCGGGCAAAAACUUGCAGUUUAUGAGAUUUAUGAGAUUUACCAUUAAAUGUUAUUUUCACGAAUAGUUUCUGAAUAUCAGAGUUUGCAGGCUUAGGAUGAAGUUUGGAAAGGCACCUGCACAUUGAAGAGUUAAGCGUUGUUUUUUUUUUUGGGACAAAUUUAUUUGGUAAGAACAAAUGAGGAAACAGUCACAAGUAAUGGUAAUUUAAUACGCGACAGCUUUGCUUGUAACCUGGUCUUGUUUUAAAUCUUCUUUUUCCUCAUACAUUUGGAAGUUGGUGUUCUCAACAGCUGUGUGUGAUCAACUCCAGAUAUUUUCACUGUGUUGUUGCUUUAUAGUAUACAGAGGAAACAUGAGCCAGUUUGAUUGCCUUCCUGA